Stereum hirsutum FP-91666 SS1 is the source of this 414-nucleotide messenger RNA. RefSeq lists its product as uncharacterized. The record is from RefSeq and is a predicted model, not a curated record. The transcript has a single exon. The annotation marks the transcript as partial. Lineage: Eukaryota; Fungi; Basidiomycota; Agaricomycetes; Russulales; Stereaceae.
AAAGUACUACCCCAGCGAAAAGUACUACAUGAGCGAAAAGCACUACACCGAUGGAAAGUACUACGCUGGCAGAAAGUACUAUGUCGACCGAAAGUACUACGCCGACAGAAAGUACUAUGUCGACAGAAAGUACUAUGUCAACAGAAAGUACUAUGCCGGCAGAAAGUACGAUGCCGGCAGAAAGUACGAUGCCAGCGGAAAGUACGAUGCCAGCAGAAAGUACUACAAGGGCAGAAAGUACUACGCCAACAGAAAGUACUACAAGGGCAGAAAGUACUACGCCAACAGAAAGUACUACAAGGGCAGAAAGUACUACGCCAACAGAAAGUACUACAAGGGCGGAAAGUACUACAUCAGCGGAAAGUACGAAGCCAGCAGAAAGUACUACAAGGGCGGAAAGUACUACACCGAUGA